Messenger RNA from Oldenlandia corymbosa var. corymbosa, 2676 nucleotides. The record is from the annotation of a GenBank genome assembly. Lineage: Eukaryota; Viridiplantae; Streptophyta; Magnoliopsida; Gentianales; Rubiaceae.
AUGCUGCAGCUGCAGUACUUGACACUCAACCCAUUGUUGCUCUACUUGGGCACUUUGGCAAUCAUCUCUAGCCAUGCACAAGAUCUUCCGCCGACUCUAGGGUUCAUAAGCAUAGAUUGUGGGCUGGAUCCUAAAUAUGGCAACUACGUCGAUCCUGUUUCCAAACUCGAGUACCAGACGGAUGAAUCCUUCAUUGACACGGGCGAAAACGUUCCUAUAGUAGACGGAGACUACUUGGACAGCUCAGUUGCACAGCAACUGCGGAAUGUCAGAAGUUUUCCCAACGAUACUAGGAACUGUUACAAUCUAUCAUCAAUACAGGGCAAAGGGAAAAGAUAUUUGAUCAGAGCAAUGUUUAUGUAUGGAAACUACGAUGGGAAAAAACAGCCACCAACGUUCGAUCUCUAUCUGGGAAUCGAGUUGUGGGACAGGGUGGUUGCAGACAAUACAAAUUCACCUAUUAUCAAGGAGAUCCUCCAUGUUCCUUCAUCAAAUCUUUUUUAUGUUUGUCUAGUCAAUUUGGGAACUGGAACACCUUUUAUCUCAGCCUUAGAGCUUCGGCCUGUAAGUCAAGUCGCUUAUCCAACGCACAAUUCUAGUGAAUCACUUGCAGGUUAUGCUAGAUGGAAUUUCGCUCCGGCAGAUCCGAUUCAAGUUAUCAGGUACCCGAAUGACACUUGUGAUCGGCUGUGGCACCCGUAUCCCUCACCUCCGGGCUGGGAUUCAUUAAGCACCACACUAAACAUCAGCGUAAACAACGACUACCAACCACCGAUGGCGGUGAUGCAGACAGCCGUGACACCCCGGAAUGCUCAUGAAUCCCUAAUAUUUGAUUGGGGCCGAACCGAUCCAAACUUGGAGUUCUAUCUGUACUGGCAUUUUGCUGAACUAGUGUGUCAGAACUAUUCUCGAUGCAUUGCGCCACUGAAAGUAGGAAAUGGCACUGGUUAUCGAGCCUUUGAUGUGUUUAAGCAAGAUCAAUAUUGGGGCGCUCAUGUGGUUCCUGCUUAUCUCAGUGUAAUUACUUUCCCUCCUGCUGGUGGUAAUGGAGACAGUAUAGUAAGUUUCAGUUAUUCGCUUGUGAGUUCUUGGAAUUCAACUCUUCCACCCCUCGUCAACGCUUUGGAGGUUUACACACUUAGGCGUUUUCUGGGAUCACAGACUGAUGAAAAUGAUGUAAUGGCAAUUCUUAGUAUCAAGUCAACAUACCAAGUAAAGAGACACUGGCAAGGUGAUCCUUGUCUUCCCGGGGACUCAGUGUGGACUGGUCUUGCUUGCAUCUUCUACGACAAUAGUAGUACUCCUCCCCGGAUCACAUCCUUGAAUUUGUCUUCGAGUGGAUUGACAGGGGCUGUGUCGCCCUACCUUUCCAGUCUCACUUUCUUACAGACUCUGGAUUUAUCAUAUAAUAGUUUGUAUGGACAAGUGCCGGAUUUUCUUGCUGACCUGCCCCAAUUGAAAACCCUGAACUUAUCAGGAAACCAGUUUUCAGGUCCAAUUCCGAAGAAACUUCUCGACAAGGCGAAGAAUGGUUUGGAGUUAAGGGCCGAUGGCUAUCAUACAAGGAAGAAACUCACCUUUCCACUAGUCGUCUCAAUAUCAGCAUUUUUUGUAAUCUUGGCUGCUGUUGUUGUGUUUGUGAUGGUAAGAAGGAAAGCGAGAAUGGAAAAACAGAAAGUCGAAAUCUUGGGCAACACCUUCAACAGAAAUGAUGGUUUUUUGGAUCCAAAAAACCUGCAGUAUUCAUAUAAAGAUAUCUUGAAGAUGACCAACAAUUUUCAAAGUGUUCUUGGACAAGGUGGGUUUGGAACAGUCUACUAUGGUAUCACUGAUGGGAAAGCAGUUGCUGUGAAGUUACUCUCUGACUCUUCUACUCAAGGAUACCAUGAGUUUCACAGAGAGGCAGAGCUACUGACAAAGGUUCAUCAUCGCAACUUAACAACUCUGGUUGGCUAUUGCUAUCAAGGCAACCAGAUGGCGCUUGUAUACGAGUACAUGGCUAAUGGAAACUUAAGGGACCAUAUUUCAGGUAUUGAUGGAAAUGUCUUGAGUUGGUUGCAGAGGCUUCAAAUUGCGUUGGAUGUGGCGCAAGGACUAGAUUAUCUGCACAAUGGCUGUAGACCACCCAUAAUUCACAGAGAUAUAAAGUCGACGAACAUCUUGUUAAAUGAAAAUUUUGAAGCCAAGUUAGCUGAUUUUGGACUAUCUAGAGUCUUCAGUGAUUCUUAUGUGAUAACAAAAGUGGUCGGUACCCCGGGGUACCUUGAUCCAGAGUACCAUGGAACACAGAGGUUAAUUGUCAAAAGUGACAUUUAUAGCUUUGGAAUCGUAAUCCUGGAACUAAUCACAGGCCGACCAGUGAUAGCCAUGGCUGAGGAGAAUCCCCACAUAUAUGAAUGGGUUAGUUUUUGGCUAGCUAGAGGGGACAUUGGAAGUAUUGUCGAUCCAAAGUUGCUGGAAUUUUAUGAUACUAAUUCAGUAUGGAGAACCCUAGAAUUAGCCAUGGCAUGCGCUUCUCCCAAGUCUGUGAAUCGACCACUGAUGGCUCACGCUGUAACAGAGUUGGUAGAAUGUUUGGCCUCUCAGAAAGCGUGGCUGGGAGGUCAGCAUACAGGUUCAGAGGAUUUACUCUCAAUGAACUCAAGAAUUCUCAACAGCGGAGUUUCCCCGAGGUAG